AAGUGACGUCAUGGAGAAACUGGAAGAAGCCGGAAAGGCCCGGAUGUUAGUGCUGCCUGUGUGUCGCGAUACCGCGUGACUGAAAUAUCGUGACAGGAGAGGAGUUGAAGCGGCCUGGAGUUGGUUUGAGGAGGAAGAGAGGGCUGGCAAGAUGGCAAGGGGGCAGCAGAAGAUACAAGCCCAACAAAAGAAUGCCAAGAAGCAAGCUGAGAAGAAGAAACACGGAACUGAUCAGAAAGCUGCUGCAAAGGCAGCUUUAGUCUUCACAUGUCCUGUGUGCAGGACACAGAUGCCAGACCCUAAAACGUUCAAGCAGCACUUUGAAAGCAAACAUCCUAAGUCUCCGAUGCCUCCAGAACUAGUUGAUGUGCAGGCAUAACAGUUUUCAGAUGUGUCCUCCUCUUACUGAUGAAUGCACUGAUUGAAGUGGUUUGGGCAUCUAUAAAAGACACUUCUUCAAAUCUGAGCACACCUUACCCAAUUUAAGUCAGAGAAAAAUGAUUUACAUUUCUGGACUCUGAUCCUCCAGCAGCUAAUAACUAUUC
Molecule: messenger RNA, 545 nt
Organism: Nanorana parkeri
Lineage: Eukaryota; Metazoa; Chordata; Amphibia; Anura; Dicroglossidae
Product: zinc finger protein 706-like
Exons: 4
Coding region: 152-379 (75 amino acids)
Source: RefSeq, a predicted model, not a curated record